Molecule: messenger RNA, 1676 nt
Organism: Drosophila subobscura
Lineage: Eukaryota; Metazoa; Arthropoda; Insecta; Diptera; Drosophilidae
Product: GTP-binding protein Di-Ras2
Exons: 7
Coding region: 618-1466 (282 amino acids)
Molecular function (GO): GTP binding; GTPase activity
Source: RefSeq, a predicted model, not a curated record
CGUGUAGCGGAGAGUUCGAGAGAGUUUCCCGAAAGGUUUGUCCCUGCUUACACUUGUGGUGCACACGCCCCGCCCGUGGCAGGUGUUCCUGUGUGAUCGUAGCACUCGCGGCAGAACAUAAAUCAGAGCACUUUAAUCAAUCUCACGUGCGGAGUUGCAGUUUUCCAGCAGACAACAGUUGGGCUACUGCUUGGUGAUUAAGCAUACGCCAGCACAUUGCGGCCAGGCUUGAGCGGAUGCGGAUGCGGAAGCGGAAGUCCGCACAGUUCUAGCUGUUGUGGCCAUGGCAGCGCAGCCGCGCUGAAAGUGUUGCCAGCAGCAGGGACAGCGGCAGCAAUUCGAAGCGGAAAACGGAAAUCAAACUAAAGUGCGACGCAACACGCGGGCGACUCAUAAAAUGUUCGACCCCUGAAACACACAAAAACACAAAAACAUAAAACAUAAUGCCGCGGCAGCAGCAGUAGCCCACAAACAGGAGCCAGCCAUUGAAAGUGAACGACACCGAAGGAUUUCUUUGCACCCAUAGAGCCUAGAGCAGCAGCGGAGCACUCACCAGUGUGGGAGGGGGCUGGCCAAUUCUGUGAGCGACAAACGAUUCCCGGUCCAAACAAGACAGAAUGGCGGACUUGGAACGCAUACGUCUUGUGCUGCUGGGCGGUGCCGGUGUGGGCAAGAGCUCCAUUGUGAAGCGUUUCCUGUUUAAAAGCUACACAGACAAGUACCGCGCCACCGUCGAGGAUCUCUACAAUCGCGAGUACGACCUGGGCGGCGUUACGCUAAAGGUGGACAUUUUGGACACGUCCGGUGACAUGCAAUUCCCCGCCAUGCGACGCCUCUCCAUUGCCACGGCGCACGCUUUCAUGCUCGUCUAUGCCGCAACAUCAGCGCCCAGCUUUCAGUGUGUGAAGCAAUGCUUCGAGGAGAUACGAGAGCAGCGCGGCGACUUUCAGGACAUACCCAUUGUGAUUGCUGGGAACAAAGCCGAUCUGGCGCCCACCCACAGAGAGGUCAAGCUGGAGGAGGUGACAGAUUGGGUGUUCUGCGAGCUGCCGCGCUUAAGAGCCAAAGUGCUGGAGUGUUCGGCGAAGGAGGACAACAAUGUCACGGAGCUGUUCAAGUCGCUGCUCUCGCUGUCCCGCUACUUGCCCGCCAGCAGCGGCAGCAGCGGGCCCGGCGGCGCUGCAGCCGGCGAGGCGGCGCCCAGCGGUUUCAAGCGUCGCUCCUCCGCCUACGUCAGUGCCUCGUCCAGUCGCAACAAAAACCGCAUGAACAGUCCAGCAUUGGGCGGCGCCGCUGGCGGCAGCUCCGAUAAGAAGCAAUCCUCGAGCCACGUGGAUGCCGUCGAUGUGGCCAGCACCAGUGCGGAGGCCAAGCUGAAGCCGCGUUCCAGAUCCCUCAUUCGACGCGCCUCACGCAAGACCAAACAGCAAAUCAACAAUGCCUCCGAUGACUGCAACGUGCAGUAAGCAUUUGGGGGCAUGAUUACAUUACGAUUAUGUAUUAUGUAUUAUUUAUAGCAGCCUGUGCAGCUAUGUGCUGGCAAGUAUUUGUACCAAAACUUUGCUCAAAGGCAAACAAAAAGCAUUAAACUGUAUGUGUGGAUAAUAAUUGUUGCUAAUUCGAACAUUAUCAAAGUGUUUGCAGACUAUUUGCACCAAGGAGCGGAUAAUUAACCC